CAGUUUCCGACCACUUGUAGGGACAAAUUCGGAGGAUACGCACACCUAUGGAGGACCUUGGCAUAUCCUUUAUCAUAUUCCGUGUUUGUAUUUGCAAGGGAGAACAAGAAGAAAGAGUUCGUUCUAUUUAUAUCUAAUCUAUUACAUUAGGCGUACGUCUUGGAGGUAGCUAGUACAUCAUUUCAAAGACUAGUUCUAGUUGGGAGAAGUGACGGCAAAGAUGCGACUUCCACUUACAUUCAUUCUGAUUUGCAAGCUAUGUUUGGGUCUUCAAAUGGGUAGGUUUUUCCAUUGCUCACUUUUCCAUUCCUUUAUUGUACAAUGUGUUCAUUUUACGCACAACAUUCUCCACUAUUGUGACUGGUAUGAAUAUAAGGGUAUUCAAAACAAAUUAGUAGUCUAUAAAUGUUUGCUUUUUAAUGUGUUUUGUUGUAGACACGGUCAUUCAGUUCCAGCGGUCGGGAGUGGUCGGUGAGGUCGAGGCCGUCGAGCAGGUAUUGAUCAACAGAGCCCCUCUCUCCAGCUGCGGGAAAGACAUCAUCGCCAUUCUCCGUGCUGUAUUGUUGGGCAACUACAGCGAGUCUUUUCAACAUGCGUUUGAGAUAGAAGAAAAUGUCAACAACACCAUGACAAGUAGGCCUAAUGCAUAACUGUAUGAACUUACGGUAACACGCAAAUACAGUACACAAACACAACGCAAACCUUUUGAGGGCACAGGAGCCUUGCUCAAGGGCACAAUGGCAGGUACCUGAGACCUGACACUUGUAUUGCCCGUGCUGGGACAAAUCAACCUCUUUGACUGACAAGGAAUACAAUCAGAGAUAUUCUGAUAAAGGUUACAUUCAUUCUUAACCAUUCCUUUCCAUUUUUCCCUUCCAUAACCAGAAAAUCAUACUUACCAGUACCUGCGUGUGCGUGAAUGCAAACUGGACGGAUUUCGAGUGGUGCAUUUGACCGACCGGCUCCUGGUCGACGGGAAUUACUUCCUGACUCUGGACCGAAACACAGACACCUGGACAGCUGAGGUACCACAGGCCCUCGCACUCAAACAGCUUUGGGACCAGGACACUGAGCGCACGAGGCUAGAGAGGAUUCAACUCCACGAGAGCUGUGCCAAACUGAUGAAGGAGCUCACACAUUCUGAGCCCACCACCACUGGAGGUAAGGUCACAGGGGGAGGCCUACUUGGUGCCACUAUGCUUACAGUGUACACUGAAAGAGUAGUGUAUAAAUGCUAAAUGACUAAAAUGUAAAUGUAUAGGUUAGACGGCAGUGUGUGGGGGUGUAUGUAGCGCAUGGAUCUGUGAAAUUUACGCUACUCUUCAGCCUGAAGUGUUUCCACGCUAGCUUUUCUUUUGGCGCCGACUGGUAAGACGCUUCAGGAGGGCGGUCACGUGUGCUAGCAAGGCAGAGGUCCUGGGUUCGAGCCUUGGUGUGAGCCGGAUCAGGAGGAUGUAGUACUCGCUAAGCAAGCAGAGUGACGUCGUUUAGAGUGGUGCCAGUGACUAUCUACAGUUGCGCUCAGCUCAACGCUGGGGUCGGUGUUGAGUAAAUUUGAGGGGUGAAUGUAGCACAUCAAUCAAAUCACAUUUUAUUUGUCACAUGCUUCGUACGCAACAGGUGGAGACUAACAGUGCAGAGUUAAAGAUAAGAUAAAAAAUAGAAAUAGUGACAUGAGGAAUAAAUCAGAGGUGUGGACUCGAGUCACAAAUUUGAUGACUUGAGAUAGAAAAUAAAACAAUUUGAGACUUUACUUCGACUCGGGACUCGAUUUAGACUUGAGACUGAAGACUUGAAAUUAUCUGGCCAGAUUUUGUAACGUUUUGUCACUCAUUUUGUGACACAGAGUCUCCGUGGAUCAAUUAGGCUACUCUCCAGAGACAGUAUUGCACUUGCCAAAAAAAAUAGAUUAGCCAGUUGAACGCACAUUCGGCCCUCUGAUUGGACCAGCAAACUGUCAAUCAACACAGGUCGGGUGACCUACAGUAGCGCAGUGAGAAGGUUUUGGGGGGGUCGCGAGUGUGAAACUGAAUGGGGAAAAAUGCGUAAAAAAUAUAUACAUAUUUGAAUAGGGUAGAUAUAGUCUACCAUUUGUAUUUUAUAUUUAUACCUUUGUUUAUUCGAUCUGGUUACUAACAUAGGCCUACGGCAUUGCACCAAACUCUUGUAAUAUGUGCUGUAGAACUGUUGACCAAUGGCCUGUCAUCAGCACUGGCGCGCAAAGGCUGUCGCACAUAUCCAGAUUAGUGACCAGAAUGCACUUGUUUAAUUUUCUCCGGUUUUGCCUGGGAAAAACAGAGUAGCCUGCCUACAUUAAUAUUAUCCAUAUAAAAUUCAGCAAUCUGCUACGGACUCGUCUUUGCCAGAACAAUAGGCUGGUGAUUUCAUGAUAAUGUUCCUAUUUCAGAUAGGCCUAGUUUGGGUGGGUUAUAAUUAUAUACCUCAGUGGUGGUACUGGCUAUAUGUCUAAAGAUAGCUGUAAUAUCGCACUACCUUCAAUAUAAUAAUAAUAUAUAAUUAAAAUAAUAUUCAAUACUUAUGGGAUGAAGAUGUAACAUAUUGUGGGGAAUUAAUUACGAUAUUUGUGAGGAAGAAAAAGGCUACAGACAGAUCAUGCUUUCCCUCCGAUUCUGCAACCCCUGCUGCAUACAGUAAUAUAAAUAAUAAUAUGCCAUUUAGCAGCACCUGUGCGCGCGUGCAUGUGCGUGCGCGGGGAUCGCAAGCUUUGAACCACUCCUUUUUGGGGGUCGCUGGUAUUUUUUUUUGACAUCAACUGAGCUAGCGAAUAGAUUGCUGAUUUGCUGUACAGCUAUAGAAUCGGUGCAGCGCAAACGUCAAAUUAUAGGGAGAGAGGAUUUACAUUAUUAAUAAAUAUGCGGCUCCAAAAAUGGUUUGGUAAUCAAGAAUAUUAACUGUUUACUUUUCAUGCUCACCAACAAUGGGGCAUCAAGCAACAAUUACUAGCAUAGAUAUACUGGUCUUUUGGUAUGUCAUAAUUGCUUGAAAUGUAUAAUUGAGUUAUGAAGCUUGCAUUUUGAAUUUGUUGUUAAAAUUAAUUAUUACAUAAUCAAAAUGUGUUGACAAAAUAAUGAAAAGGGCUGUCUGGUAGCCUCAAUAAAUAGACAAAGAUUUCGUGACCUUGGGACAAUAAAGUUAUAUCUGCACUAAUUACAGUUCUGAGAUAUUGAGCAUCAGUUUUCACAUUUCAGAACUGUUUUGUAGUGAAUAUUUUUUUUCAUAACCCAUUAAGGUCCUCACCUUAAAGGUACAUAAUCCUGAGCCAUUUGUAAAUUUGUUUUGUAGGGGGGUGCAAUAGCAGAUAGAACCUUAUGGCCCUGUUCAGUUUUGAAGAAGACUGUAGCUAUUUGCAUACAUAAAUGAUAGAAUAACACUAUUUUACCAAAAUAGAGUCAGAACACAUCAUCAAAUCAUUAUGAUCAUUAGACAAAUUACUCUCAUCACUGAACAAAGAUGUGACAUCAUUUACUUUAAGAAUUCUGACAGUGUUGUUGUUUUUUGCUUGCUUGCCAUUAUUGUUGGCUAGACUAGCCUAGACCAUAUUUAGAGGGAGAUGGCAAAGACAUGUUCUGAUUGGUUCGUCUCUAUUUCAUGCUUGUGAUUUGAUUGCAGAUAGAACCUUCUAGCGCCAAGUUCAAAUGGGUUUAUGCCGAUAGAACUUUCUAGCUGUUAAUUUCUUUCACUUAAAAUGUACUUUAAAAAUAUAUAUACCUUUACAGACAUAUGAAGAACCAUCUAAAGAUAUAUUAUAUGAGACUAACUCAUUUUUGACAAAAAUGUCAGAUAGAACCUUAUAGUCCCAUGGUCUCGAUUUGUAGUUGAACAAGUCAUUGCAUGUAUAGAUUUUUACUUGACUCGACUUAACUUGCUCUUAGAAUGCACGACUUGGACUUGACUCAAGACUCGACCCGUUCUACUUGGGACUCAACUUAAGACUUGAACCUUGUGAGUUGAGACUUGCUUGUGACUUGGUCCCACCUCUGGAAUAAAUACACAGUGAAUAACGAAUACAAAUAAGGAGUGAAAAUAACAUGGCUAUAUACUGUAUGUGUGUAUGUGAAGCUCAUGUGUCAGGUGUAACAAAAUGUGUAACAACUCAAACACCCUCAGGCCUACACGCCACAAGAUCCACAGAUUGUUCCCUUUCUUUAGUCACUUGUUUAACUAGUUAUGAAGCAGGUGAAUCAGGUGAAUUCCUGUUGUUGUGUGUGUUCCUGCAGGGAUGUCCAUGCUGGCUGCCCUGGCUUCAUUGCUAGCAGGCCUGGUCUUUGUUGCCCUGGUUACCGCAAGCUUCCUCAUCUUUAAACAACAAGGUAAGCGACAUUAUAAAGCAUACAGUACUGGUUUAUCGCUUGUUGACCCCCCUGAUCUUUAAAGGCCCAGUCUGGGAUAUUUACAGAAUGGCUUUCAUAAUCUGGAGAAAAGUUAUUGCAUGCAAUUAAAUGUUUAUGUACUUUAUACUUUUAUAUACAAUUCUAAAUGUGACUUUGGAUCUUUGAUGGUAACAUUAUUGUGCUGUAUAAAAGUAAUUGUGUACAUACAACCGUCCCCAUGACAACAUGCACCUUAAGAAAGUAUUCAUACCCCUUGACUUAUUCCACAUUUACAGCCUGAAUUCAAAAUGGAUAAAGAAAAAGUUUUACUCACUCAUCUGCACACAAUACCCCAUAAUGACAAAGUCAAAGCAUGUUUUUAGAAAUUGUUGCAAAUUUAUUGAAAAUUAAAUACAGAAAUAUCUCAUUUACAUAACUAUUCACACCCCUGAGUCAAUACUUUGUAGAAGCACCUUUGGCAGCGAUUACAGCUGUGAGUCUUUCUGGGUAAGUCUCUAAGAGCUUUGCACACCUGUAUUGUACAAUAUUUUCACAUUAUUCUAAAAAAAAUUAUUCAAGCUCUGUCAAGGUGGUUGUUGAUCAUUGCUAGACAGUCAUUUUCAAGUCUUGCCAUAGAUUUUCAAGUCGAUUUAAGUCAAAACCUGUAACUCGGCCACUCAGGAACAUUCAGUGUCGUCAACAGAAGUGAGUGCUACAGGGCGGUAGUCAUUGUGGCAUGAAGCCUUCGAGUUCUUGGGAACAGGAAUGAUGGUGGUCAUCUUAAAACAUGUGGGGAUUACUGACUGGGACAAGGAGAGGUUGAAAAUGACCGUGAAUAUGCCUGCCAGCUGUUCUGUGCAUGCUCUGAAAACACGCCCUGGAAUACCGUUGGACCCCACGGCCUUGCGGGUGUUGACCUGAUUAAAUAAGUUUUUUCACGUCGGCCUCGGAGAGUGAGAUCACCCAAUCCUCUGUGUCGGUGACGGCCCUCACACCCAGCACGAUGUUGUUGUUGUUGUCAAAGAUUAUUGUUAUUGUUAUUGGACACAGAGUGAGUUCAUGCAACUUACUAUGUGACUGGUUAAGCAAAUGUUUACUCCUGAACUCAUUUAGCCUUGUCAUAUCAAAGGGGUUGAAUACUUAUUACUCAAGACAUUUCAGUUUAAAUGUUUUUAUUUAUUUUUUAAUCAAAAAACAUAAUUCCACUUUGAUAUUAUGGGGUAUUGUGUGUAGGCCAGUGACACAACAUCUAAAUGUAAUCCAUUUUAAAUUCAGGCUGUAACACAACAAAAUGUGAAAAAAGUCAAGGUAUGUGAAUACUUUCUGAAGGCACUGUAGAUAGCCUACAGCAGAGUCUGUCAGGGUGUCAAAUGUGCAGUGGUAGGACGGAGUCAGGCGCAGGACACAGAACUGAGUACACAACGUACUUUACUCGGAAAAUCAAACACUAAUUUCCACGCAGGGAAAACACACCAGCUCACAAAAGCGUAUGACACAACACAACGAACAAACACGCACAAAACCAUGUUGGAACCAGAGAGUUAAAUAGGGAAAUAAUCAACAUACAAUGGGAACCAGGUGUGUACAAACAAGACCUAAACCAAUGGAAAACAGAAACGCAGAUCGGUGGCAGCUAGAAAGCCGGUGACGACGACCGCCGAUAGCCGCCUGCACAAGGAGAGGCACCGACUUCGGCGGAAGUCGUGACAGUACCCAUCCCUUGACGCGCGGCACCAGCAGCGCACCGACACCGGCCUCGGGGAAGACCCGGAGGACGAGGCGCAGGACGAUCCGGGUGGAGACGGUGAAAUUCCUGCAGUAAGGAAGGGUCCAGGAUGUCCUCCACCGGCACCCAGCAUCUCUCCUCCGGACCGUACCCCUCCCACUCCACGAGGUACUGAAGGCCCCUUGCCCGACGUCUUGAGUCCAUGAUGGCUCGUACAGUAUACGCCGGGGCCCCCUGCCCCUCGCACCUCAGACUGCUGGAGCGGACCUGCUACCACCGGCCUGAGGAGAGACACAUGGAACGAGGGGUUAAUACGGUAAUCAGGGGGAAGCUGUAACCUAUAACAUACCUCGUUCAGUCUCCUCAGGACUUUAAAUGGCCCCACAAACCGCGGACCCAGCUUCCGGCAGGGCAGGCGAAGGGGUAGGUUUCGGGUCGAGAGCCAGACCCGGUCCACCGGGGCCUCACUGCGGUGGCGGUCGGCGCUCGCCUUCUGUCGCCUGAUGGCCCGUUGCAGGCGCACAUGGGCAGCGUCCCAGGUCUCCUCCGAGCGCCGAAACCAUUCAUCCACCGCAGGUGCCUCGAUCUGGCUCUGAUGCCACGGUGCCAGGACCGGCUGAUAACCUAAUACACACUGAAAUGGAGACAGGUCAGUAAAGGAGUGGCGGAGGGAGUUUUGGGCCAUCUCUGCCCAGGGGAUGAAAGCUGCCCACUCCCCCGGCCGGUCCUGGCAAUAGGACCACAGAAACCUACAGACGUCCUGGUUAACUCUCUCCACCUGCCCAUUACUCUCGGGGUGAAAACCUGAGGUCAGGCUGACCGAGAUCCCCAGACGUUCCAUGAACGCCCUCCAGACCCUCGAUGUGAACCCUGAUCAGACACUAUAUCCUCAGGCAUCCCGUAGUGCCGGAAGACGUAGGUAAACAGAGCCUCCGCAGUCUGUAGGGCCGUAGGGAGACCUGGCAAAGAAAGGAGACGGCAGGACUUAGAAAACCGACCCACAACGACCAGGAUCGUGGUGUUACCUUGUGACGGAGGAAGAUCCGUCACGAAGUCCACCGAUAGGUGUGACCACGGCCGUUGUGGAACGGGUAGGGGUUGUAAUUUCCCUCUGGGCAGGUGUCUAGUUGCCUUGCACUGGGCGCACACCGAGCAGGAGGAAACAUAAACCCUCACGUCCUUAGCUAAAGUGGGCCACCAGUACUUCCCACUAAGACAGCGCACUGUCCGACCGAUGCCAGGAUGACCAGAGGAGGGUGACGUGUGGGCCCAACAGCUCAAUCGAUCGCGGACAUCAACCGGAACGUACAGACGCCCAACUGGACACUGGGUAGGAGUGGGCUCCGUACGUAACGCCCGCUUGAUGUCCGCGUCAACCUCCCAUACCACCGGUGCCACCAGGCAAGAAGCCGGAAGUAUGGGAGUGGGAUCCGUGGACCGCUCCUCUGUGUCAUACAACUGGGACAGUGUGUCUGCCUUAGCGUUCUGGGAACCUGGUCUGUAGGAUAGGGUGAAAACAAAACGGGUGAAAAACAUGGCCCACCUUGCCUGGCGAGGGUUCAGUCUCCUCGCCGCCCGGAUGUACUCCAGAUUGCGGUGGUCAGUCCAAAUGAGGAAAGGGUGUUUAGCCCCCUCAAGCCAAUGCCUCCACGCCUUCAGAGCCCUGACAACAGCUAAAAGCUCCCGGUCCCCCACAUCAUAGUUUCGCUCCGCCGGGCUGAGCUUCUUCGAAAAGAAAGCACAGGGGCGGAGCUUUGGUGGCGUCCCCGAGUACUGAGACAGCACAGCUCCUAUCCCAGCCUCGGAUGCAUCCACCUCUACUAUGAAUGCCAAGGAGGGAUCAGGAUGAGCCAACACGGGAGCCGAGGUAAACAGAGCCUUCAGGUGACCAAAAGCCCUGUCUGCCCCAGCUGACCACUGCAGUCGCACCGGUCCCCCCUUCAGCAAGGAGGUAAUGGGAGCCGCUACCUGAUGUCAUCUAUAUACACCACUACACCCUGCCCGUGCAGGUCCCUGAACAUCUUGUCUACGAAGGAUUGGAAGACUGAUGGAGCAUUCAUCAACCCGUACGGCAUGACGAGGUUCUCAUAGUGCCCAGAGGUGGUACUAAAUGCUGUCUUCCACUCAUCCCCCUCCCGGAUACGCACCAGGUUGUAAGCGCUCCUGAGAUCCAAUUUGGUGAAGAAGCGCGCCCCGUGCAAUGACUCUGUCACACUGGCUAUGAGAGGCAGUGGGUAAUUGUACUUCACAGUGAUCUGAUUUAGCCCACGAUAGUCAAUGCACGGACGUAAACCUCCAUCCUUCUUCUUCACAAAAAAGAAACUUGAGGAGGCAGGUGAAGUGGAAGACCGAAUGUAUCCCUGUCCCAGAGAUUCGGAGACAUAUGUUUCCAUAGCCGCCGUCUCCUCCUCAGACAGAGGAUACACGUGACUCCUGGGAAGUGCUGCACCUACCUGGAGAUUUAUCGCACAAUCCCCCUGUCGAUUGGGUGGUAGUUGAGUCGCCUUCUUUUUACAGAAGGCGAGAGCCAAAUCGGCAUAUUCGGGGGGAAUGUGCGUAGUGGAGACCUGGUUUGGACUCUCCACCGUAGUUGCACCUAUGGAAACACCUACACACCUCCCUGAGCACUGACGUGACCAUCCCUUGAGAGCCCUCUGUUGCCACGAAAUAGUGGGGUCAUGAGAGGCCAACCAGGGAAGCCCCAACACCAGAGGAAACGCAGGAGAAUCGAUCAGGAAGAGACUAAUUCUCUCCUCAUGACCCUCCUGCGUUUUCAUCCAUAGUGGAGCUGUGACCUCCCUAAUCAGGCCCGACCCUAAAGGACGACUAUCUAAGGCAUGUACAGGGAAGGGCACAUCAACAGGAACAAUAGGGAUCCCUAAUCUACGUGCAAAUGAACUGUUAAUAAAGUUCCCAGCUGCGCCUGAGUCGACUAGCGCCUUAUGCUGGGAAUGCGGGGGAAACUCAGGAAAUUCUAUACAAACAUACAUGUGCGCAACAGGGCGCUCUGGGUAAGUCCGGUGCCUACUCACCUGGGAUGAUCCACCAGGCACCAACUUCGGUGGAAGUCGUGACAGAGUCAAUAGAUAAUGAGUCUUGUUUCUCUAUCUCUCUUUAGAUCCCAAAGUUUCAGGACACCCUGGAGGUAAGAAUGUUUUCACUUCAAUCUCAUUGUCCCCAUUGGUUUCUUGGUUAACAGUAAUAUGGAACGAUUAAUAGAAGAUUAAUUAUUAACAGAUGGGUUAGUUGGUUGUCUGGGCACUGCUGCCUCCUAAACCACACCCUGUAAACAUUAACGUGACUGGGCACAGCCUCUAUCAUAGACUCCUUAUCUUCUGAUGCUACUGGCCUUCUGUGUGCUUAUCUUACUGGUGUGUGUGUGUGUCUGUUUGUCUUACACCGGUAGUUCCCUUUUUGUCAAAGGUGUGAUUCCUAGGGCUGAGGGUAGUAUUCAUGAUCACAGAGUAUGGUGUCAUCACCUAAGGCCUCAUCCUGACAGUGAAUUUUUGGGAUUCCAUUCUUCCUGGACAUUCCUACAUUAGAAAGAUGCUGUUCAAACAUGUUCAGCAACAUAGUCCGCAGCUGUUUUGGUAAAUCCUGAUUGUGUCCCAGUUGUAGGUCUAUAUCACUUAUGCCGUUAGCACACUAGUGACGUGUAUGUUAAUAAUAAUAUGCCAUUUAGCAGACACUUUUAUCCAAAGCGACUUACAGUCAUGCAUGCGUACAUUUUUUGUGUAUGGGUGGUCCCGGGGAUCGAACCCACUACCUUGGCGUUACAAGCGCCGUGCUCUACCAGCUGAGCUACAGAGGAUGUUCAUGUACUCUAUCUGCAUUACACAAUAGAUGUGCAAUUGUUGCCUAAAGCAGUGACAUCAUGGGAAUGAUCAAAUUGACCACUAUAGCAGAACAGUAAUUAAAAAGUAGACAGUACCAACAGUGAGAGAAUGAAGGACUCUUGAACCCUACACUGCUGUAGUGCUGUGUGGUUAUAACUCAUUUACAUGUCUCCUACCACAGGAGGUUGGUGGCACCUUAAUUGGGGAGGACGGGCUCGUGGUAAUGGCUGGAGUGGAAUAGUAUCAAACACAUGGUUUCCAGGUGUUUGAUGCCAUUCCAUUUGCUCCGUUCCGGCCAUUAUUAUGAGCCGUUCUCCCCUCAGCAUGCACCACCUGUCGGGUGUUUGUGUUCCCGUCUUCUUACUGUUGUCUCAUCUCUCAUAUCUCACAUGUUUACCAUUUUCGCAUAGUGACUGUUACGUGACUGAGGGAAACGUCAGUAGUUAACUAUGUGUGUAUGUCUAAGGUGUGUUUUACAUCUUGAUAAAAUGUGUGUGUGUGUUUCUUUUUCCUCCCUGCAGGUGUCCUUGGCUCCAUCGUCCACUAUCCUGAGAACAUCCUAGAAACACCUCAGGCCCCUCAUCCAGGAAAAGGCUAUCAGGUCCUCUAAAACCCAACGCUACUUUCCGUAUCUACUUGUGAUGUUAACUGGUCACUAGUCACUACACAGCAGUCUGGUCUGGUGACCAAAAUGCCUUGGUUGCGGUCUGAUUUCCUACCUUUCGCCUCAGAAUGUAUGUUCACUCUCCCUUGAUAUGGUGGAAACUGCUCACACUAAUUCAAUGCUUUUAAAUCCAUGAGGGGGAGUGAGCAAAUACACAUUUUGGGGUAUGGGCAUUGUAAUUCACCAAUGUAUGUUCCCUGGUCCAUCCAAGUCUCUGGUCCCCAUUUCUCCCUGGGCCUUCUUCCAACAGGCCCUAUUCCUACAGUUGAAGUCGGAGGUUUACAUACACCUUAGCCAAAUA
Molecule: messenger RNA, 10858 nt
Organism: Coregonus sp. 'balchen'
Lineage: Eukaryota; Metazoa; Chordata; Actinopteri; Salmoniformes; Salmonidae
Source: the annotation of a GenBank genome assembly